GGAAGAAAACAAAGAGAAGAAAAGAUGAUAACCGCAUCUGAUUUCUACAAGGUGAUGUGUGCAAUGGUUCCAUUGUACUUCGCAAUGUUUGUGGCGUACGGUUCAGUAAAAUGGUGGAGAAUAUUCACGCCGGAGCAGUGUUCCGGUAUCAACCGGUUUGUUGCCGUUUUCGCAGUCCCCGUUCUGUCUUUCCAUUUCAUAGCUCAAAACAAUCCCUACCAAAUGGACACCAAAUUCAUAUUGGCAGAUACCUUCUCCAAGGUCUUAGUCCUUUUCUGUCUCUCCAUCUGGGCCAUCUUCUUCCACGGCGGACUCGACUGGCUCAUCACUCUCUUCUCCGUCUCCACUCUGCCCAAUACACUUGUCAUGGGCAUUCCAUUGCUCAAGGCCAUGUAUGGAGACUUCACUCAAAGUCUCAUGGUGCAAGUUGUUGUUCUUCAAUGCAUUAUAUGGUACACGCUGUUGUUAUUCCUCUUCGAAUACAGAGCGGCCACAGUCUUGAUAAAAACUCAAUUCCCUGGCCCUGCUGCUGCCUCCAUUGCCAAAAUUGAGCUCGACAAUGACGUCAUCUCUCUAGAUGGCCGGGAUACACUUCGGACGGAAUCCGAGACCGACGGGAAUGGCCGCAUUCGAGUCCGUAUCAGGAGGUCGACGUCUUCCGCUCCCGACUCUGCUCUGUCCUCCUCCAUAUGCCUUACUCCAAGAGCAUCAAACCUCUCCAACGCAGAAAUCUUCUCGGUCCACACUCCUGCUCCGUUUCACGACUACCAACAAGGACCAAAGUCACCAAACAACGAUAUCGUGUUUUGCAAUGGGGAUUUGGGAUUCGGAUACCGAGCCGCCAGCCCGCGUUUGUCUGGCUACGCCUCGUCGGAUGCCUACUCUCUACAGCCGACCCCGAGGGCGUCGAAUUUUAAUGAAAUGGAUGGGAUUGCAUCGCCAGCAGGAAACACGCCGAUAUGGAUCAGGUCUCCUGUGGCCGGAAAAGUCUUCCGACAGACGUCACCGGUGGUUCCUGCCGUGAAAAUGGUUUGGGAGUGUCAGGGUGGUCGUGAAAGCACAGGGGACAACAAAGAUGUCCCUGAGAAGGAAAUCAGCUUCAGAGACAACUCCAAAAUAGCAAUGCCAGAGGUUGCAGACGGGAAGGAAGACACAACAGUAACCAAACAAGAAAUGCCAAACGCCCUAGUCAUGCUUAGGCUUAUACUAACUGUGGUUGGAAGGAAGCUCUCUCGCAACCCAAAUACCUACUCAAGUGUCUUAGGCCUACUAUGGUCUCUCAUCUCCUUCAAAUGGCAUGUGGGGAUGCCCAGUUUGGUGAAAAAUUCCAUCAAAAUAAUUUCGGAUGCGGGCCUUGGAAUGGCAAUGUUCAGUUUAGGGUUGUUCAUGGCUCUUCAGCCACGGAUCAUCGCCUGUGGCAAAAAAAAGGCGACAAUGGGAAUGGGGAUCCGCUUCAUGUUCGGCCCUAUAGUCAUGUCUGCGGCAUCAAUUGCUGUUGGCUUAAGAGGAGUGAAGCUACGGGCUGCCAUAGUACAGGCAGCCCUUCCACAAGGGAUAGUACCAUUUGUUUUUGCUAGAGAAUAUGGAUUGCAUCCUGAUAUCCUUAGUACAGGGGUCAUAUUUGGCAUGCUGGUUUCUCUACCAGUUACGCUCCUCUACUACAUACUUUUAGGCAUAUGAAUGUAACAAAGCAAGAAAUGGAAGACCAUAAUAAUAAUAUUGCCCCGAUGUGGUAGGCCCUUGGAGUCGAAAUAGUAUCAUGCCCCUAUUAUUUUCCCUACUAUGUAUAUUCAAUCCGACACUUUAAAGCAUGGUAAAUCUCUGUUGUCGGGUCCAUUACACGCACCUAUCAUGCAAUGUGUCAUUAGCUUGAUCAUUGGUCUUUCCGACACCCUAAAUUUCUCUUGAAGGAGGUUGACUUGAGGAAGAGACUAGAGUAAUGAUCUUAGAAUGUUUGGUAUAAUUAAUAUUAGGUUUUUUCAUGUCACUGGUACAAGGAUCUAUUAGUGGUAACCGAAAGGAGGAAAGGAUUAUCAUGACUUAUGAUUAAGGUAGGAGACUAGUGUUCCUUGUUGGAGGUAGGUAAAGUUUGUUGCAAACAAGCGUGCUUGACUCAAGGAAAAGGAAAUAAUAAAAGGGCAAGACAUGCUUUUGUUUUCUCGUCUUGUUUUCUUUCCUGCAUGAAAUCAAAAAGGCCACUUAUA
This is a messenger RNA of Rubroshorea leprosula, 2204 nucleotides long. NCBI's taxonomy places the organism in Eukaryota, Viridiplantae, Streptophyta, Magnoliopsida, Malvales, Dipterocarpaceae. The record is from the annotation of a GenBank genome assembly.